GUGACCCACCUUCUUGUUCUUCUUCUUCUUCUUCUUCGAAUUCUCCCAAACCUUUUAUCCCGAGGAAACCCUAGAUCGAUCGAGCUCUCACAGAUCGGCUCCAAGCUCCACCGUCAUACACAGAUUUCAGGCUAAGAAACUAGUUCAAAAUGGUUGAUAGAAACGCAUCAUCUGCAACAACUGAAGACACCCCAAACCCCAAACCUGAUGGAAAUGCACCUUCUGAGAGUGACCUUACGAGUGAUUCUCUAGCCCGAAAGGUUCAAGAAUCUCUCUCUCUUGGAAAGAAACAUAAGUUUUGGGAAACACAACCUGUUGGUCAAUUCAAGGACCUUGGGGACAACAGUUUGCCUGAAGGCCCAAUCGAGGACCCAACACCAUUAUCUGAAGUCAAACAGGAACCUUAUAAGCUUCCCAAUCUCUAUGAAUGGAUAACAUGUGAUAUGGACAGUGAAGAGAUGUGUGCUGAGGUCUAUAACCUUCUUACAAAUAACUAUGUCGAGGAUGAUGAGAACAUGUUUAGAUUUAACUAUUCGAAGGAGUUUCUUCGUUGGGCUCUACACCCUCCAGGUUAUUUUAGGAGUUGGCACAUUGGUGUCCGUGUCAUAAGUUCAAAGAAGUUAGUUGCCUUCAUUACCGGUGUUCCUUCUAGAAUUCGGGUCCGUAAUGAUGUUGUUACCAUGGCAGAGAUUAACUUCCUAUGUGUUCAUAAGAAGCUUAGAUCAAAGCGACUUGCUCCUGUUAUGAUCAAAGAGGUGACCAGGAGGGUUCACUUAGAGAAUAUAUGGCAAGCAGCUUAUACUGCUGGUGUUGUACUCCCUACACCUAUAUCAUCUUGCCAGUACUGGCACAGAUCUUUGAAUCCAAAGAAGCUGAUUGAUGUUGGGUUUUCUAGACUUGGCGCAAGAAUGACAAUGAGUCGAACAAUCAAACUGUACAAGUUACCAGAAUCAACGGUCACCCCAGGGUUCAGAAAAAUGGAGCUCCAUGAUGUUCCUGCAGUCACACGACUACUUAGGGAUUACUUAAGCAAGUUUAUUGUAGCCCCUGAUCUUGAUGAGAAUGAUGUGGAACAUUGGCUUCUUCCAAAAGAGAAUGUUGUGAAUAGUUAUCUUGUUGAAAGUCCAGAGACUCGUGACAUCACUGAUUUCUGCAGUUUUUAUACACUUCCUUCGACUAUCCUUGGCAAUCAGAAUUAUUCGACUUUGAAAGCAGCUUAUUCAUAUUACAAUGUUUCAACUAAGACUCCGUUGCUUCAAUUGAUGAAUGAUGCUCUUAUUGUCGCAAGACAGAAUGACUAUGAUGUUUUCAAUGCUUUGGAUGUCAUGCUCAAUGAAUCUUUCUUGAAGGAGCUGAAAUUUGGGCCAGGUGAUGGGAAGCUUCAUUACUAUCUUUACAAUUAUCGGCUAAGAAAUCCUUUGAGACAAUCAGAGCUUGGGCUUGUGCUCUUAUAAGUUAUAAUCUGAUACAUGCUUAUAGUUUUGAUAGUCACGUUGUAUUUUUUUGGGUGGGAAAGCAUUCCUUCAGAUUGUAGAUUUUGUUUUGCCAGUCGUGCAAUUUUGUGCAAGUUUCUUUGCCUGGAAUUUCUGUUGUUGAGACUCUUGAGACUCAAAAGAAGAUUUUAGUGUUGGCCAUUUUUGUUUUAGAACA
This is a messenger RNA of Rosa chinensis, 1650 nucleotides long. Its product is annotated as glycylpeptide N-tetradecanoyltransferase 1. The record is from RefSeq and is a predicted model, not a curated record. Lineage: Eukaryota; Viridiplantae; Streptophyta; Magnoliopsida; Rosales; Rosaceae. The coding region runs from base 150 to 1454 and encodes 434 amino acids. Gene Ontology annotation, biological process: N-terminal peptidyl-glycine N-myristoylation. Gene Ontology annotation, cellular component: cytoplasm. The transcript has 2 exons. Gene Ontology annotation, molecular function: glycylpeptide N-tetradecanoyltransferase activity.